Molecule: messenger RNA, 1170 nt
Organism: Aaosphaeria arxii CBS 175.79
Lineage: Eukaryota; Fungi; Ascomycota; Dothideomycetes; Pleosporales
Exons: 2
Coding region: 1-1170 (389 amino acids)
Source: RefSeq, a predicted model, not a curated record
AUGGCGAGACCAAAGAGCAUGCCUGACUUUGCGAGCCUCCUGGACACAGCCUAUACCCCACUCACCACUGGGAAAGGGAGGCCGAGGAAGAAGCCCAGCAUCUCGCUCGCGGCAGGAUUGAUAAUGAAUUCGGAAAACCAGAGCCCUAGAACGAUUCUUGACACCUCGGAAGAAUCACAAGAGCACAUACAAGAGGGUUGGAGCAACGGCUUGUUCUAUGCCUACGCUCAGAAGAGCGACUAUGCCCAAUCGCCGCCCUACAUUCUGACAUUUGCAUCCGCUUCCGUCGCUGAGGAGUGGUGGCGACUCGUUCAAGCCGAAUAUCCGGGCUCCAAACGUGCUGGUCCGCAACUUUUCAUACUCAAGGGGGAUGAUAUGCAGGAACAGAUUCAGGACAAUCCAAAGUUCUAUGGUCUGAGGAAUAAAUGGUUUUACACUCCCUCCGAAUCAGCGGCAGCUGGAGUCAUACCUUUACAGGAUUCGAAGGGUCACCCUGUUGGUACAGCGCCAAUUCCUGCUUCCAGACCGGCCAGCAAAGAUGGCACGAAAGAACCCGACUUCGAUAUGGCAAGCCUGACGGCGGCUUUGGACCGAAUGAAUUCUAUGAUAUCCGAAAACAGCGCCCAGAUUCGUGCUCUCAGCGUUGCUCAAUCAGAGGGAUUGCAACGCAUGCAAGAGAUCAACGAGUCGAACAGCACCCAGAUCAAAGCGCUCGCUGACGGUCAGGCUAAGCUCCAGUCACUCAUGGACCAGAAUGCCUCGCACUACAUCGCACUAUCGAAUUCGUCCUUUUCGAAUCAAGAGCAAGUAAAAGGUGUGCUGCAGACGAAUGCAGAGCAAAUCCGUUCCCUGGCGGAUGGGCAAAGUAAACUUGCAACAACAUGCGCGGGUCUCAUGAAAACCAUUGACAAUCUAGGCCGCUCUGUUGGUAAGGUUGGCGACACCGUCAAGGACCUUGCCGCGAGUCAAGGAGAAAAUGCUGCACGUUCAGACGCCGGAAGUACCGCGCCUUUCAGUGCGGUUGGGAAUCGAAUCAGCCCGCCUCCGAGAAAAUUGAAUCGCAGGAUCAAGGGCGUGUGGUAUGAGUACGAUGCAAGCCCUGCAUCUUCACCUAGGCACAGCGUGGGCUUUUUGGAAACGCCCCCCAAGAGCCCAAGUGCACGAACUUGA